Molecule: messenger RNA, 461 nt
Organism: Salvelinus sp. IW2-2015
Lineage: Eukaryota; Metazoa; Chordata; Actinopteri; Salmoniformes; Salmonidae
Source: RefSeq, a predicted model, not a curated record
AAUUCUCUAUUCUAUUCUUUUUUCAUUCUUUUUUUUUCUAGAAUUUUCAGAUUUUACGGAUAUAUUUGAAGCAAAAAUAGACGCCCUGCUCUCUCUCUCUCUUUGCCUAUCUUUGUUUUAGUCUCUUCUUCUGUCUCCUAUCUUCUCCUUAGGCCAUGUUUGCGAGCUACGUCCCUGAAAUCAUAGAGUUAAUAGGAAACCGCAAGAAAUAUGGUGGUUCCUAUAGUGCUGUUAAUGGGAGAAAGCACAUCGUGGUCUGUGGUCAUAUUACCCUUGAAAGUGUGUCCAACUUCCUAAAAGACUUCCUACACAAGGACAGGGAUGAUGUCAAUGUAGAAAUUGUUUUUCUCCAUAAUAUUUCCCCUAAUCUUGAGCUGGAAGCCUUGUUUAAACGCCACUUCACCCAGGUGGAGUUCUACCAGGGAUCUGUUCUCAACCCACAUGACCUGGCCAGAGUCAAG